AUGCUAGAAACGUCCGUGGGUGGCUUGAUAACAAUUAUGCUGGGUGGUGGAUUGGUCGAGAAGGACCUGUUGAAAAUGUGGGGAAAAUCGUUGAAAUUUGUGGGGCGCAGGGACCGAGUCAUGAAAAGGUGGGGCCAAAAAGUAAAUCUUGGUCUCAUAGAGGAAGCGGCCAUGAAAAGCGAUUACGUCAGCAAUUGCUGCUGUAUCAAUGACGUCACACGCGGUCUUGUACUGUUCUAUCAGGCGGAUAAUUUCCAGAUUGACCACAAUAGUCAGUUGAAAUUCUGGUUGAAGAGAGAAGGACUUCUGCCUAAUAACGCGUCUGUUCCGGAUACUUUAAUUCAGCUACAUGAGUUGCCUCUAAAUUGCAAUGGUAAAAUUGAUCGUUCUCAACUGGAGAAAAUUCUCAGAGAACUGACCCAUCUGAAACAAAUUCAACUCUGAAGAUUCCAUUCCGACUACAUCUGAGAUCUCUCUGGAUAUCCUGUACAUCGGGUAGCAGCGUCCAUUUUGAAGAAAAGAAUGAAAAUUCAGAUAAAAUUGAUGAAAAAAGCUCGGCGGGUUUUAUUUCAUGUGGUGGUACAUCGAUAUCAGCUGUACAGUUCAUCUCAAAAUUGCACCAGUUCCUCCCCAAGGUUCCCAGUGAACUGUUGACUAAUCUUUUAUCAGACUGUACUUUUGAGGAAUGUUGUAGUUUACUUGAGGAACAAAGUUUGGGGAAAUGUUGAGACAAAGUUUUAGAAAAUGUUCAGUCUGAAUUUGGAAAAAUAUUGGAACAAAGCUUAUGGAAAAUUUUGGAACAAAUUGUAUACAAGGUAUAGAAACUACUUCCAAUUCUGAUCGUGAAGGUUUCUGACUUCUCCGAGCCUGUAGAUUCUGUAGAAAGUAUUGGAGCAA
Molecule: messenger RNA, 897 nt
Organism: Nilaparvata lugens (brown planthopper)
Lineage: Eukaryota; Metazoa; Arthropoda; Insecta; Hemiptera; Delphacidae
Product: beta-alanine-activating enzyme-like
Exons: 3
Coding region: 1-444 (147 amino acids)
Biological process (GO): amino acid activation for nonribosomal peptide biosynthetic process
Source: RefSeq, a predicted model, not a curated record